AUGUCCCCUGACAAGGUUUACCGCACCUACGGUCGUAAGCCUGUUACCCUCGUGAGCCUGGACCUUACCCAGGCUGUUAACAGGCUGGACCUAUGGCCCCUAGAUGCCAGCCUGUUACACCUCGGUCGAGGUCUCGAGGAAGUCCGUAAAGCCCGACAUGAACAGUGGCUGCGGCAGAAGGCAGCAGCCCCUGAUGCCUCGUCGUCCGUGGUGGAGGCUGGCAGUAGGAAGAGGAGCCUUCAAGAGGGUAGGUUUAGUGGUAAGGCUAGAACAUCCAACUACCUCACACACAUCCCUGCAUUAUUCCACAUCACCCGUCUGUGCCCUCUAGAUACUCAGGAGCCCUCCAGAGGCAGUCACCAAGAGGCCCCUACACUCACCAAACGGAUGCGUGUUAAUGCUCGUGAUGGUAGCAGUAGUAGCAAGGGUAACCUAUCCCCAAUAUCCACCUUGAAGAUCCUCUCGUGGAAUGUCGAUGGAUUGGAUUCACAUUCGGAUGAGAUCGACAUGACCGCCCGUACCAUGUCAGUAGCCUCCCACAUCAUCGACCACAGGCCCCAUAUCGUCCUCCUACAGGAGCUCAUCGACUUCAACACGACUUGGUUCCGACGCCUUCUCUCGAAGUUCUACGAUUUCUACAUACAGUCCUCUCCUCCUUUGCCCUACUUCGUCGGCAUCCUCAUAGACCGAUCAGCUGUAGCCGUCCAUGGUCCCCUCGUAACUGACAAUUUCCCCAACACUAAGAUGGGCCGGGCGCUGGUAUCCUUGGAUGGGGAGGUCCGCCUCCUGUCAGGCGCCCCCGUCAAGGUCCACAUCGCUACAGCACAUCUCGAGUCGACCAAAAGCUUUGGUAGAGCGAGAGUUGAUCAGCUCAAGGAGUCUUUCUCCGACAUGCGUCGCUCCGUCGGCCACAGCAAAUCACAUUUGGCGAUUUUCGGAGGAGACCUCAACAUCCGAGACGACGAGGUCCGGCAGGCCCUCCUCCUCCCCAACGGGUCCAAGAAAGUCGACAUUAUCGACGCCUGGGAAGCCAGUGGACGGCCAAAGGACUCUGAGUUCACUUGGGAUAUGCGGAUAAACGAUAACUUGGGUAUAAAGGGAAAGCCGAAAGCGAGAUUCGAUCGUCUAUACUUGGCCAACUCGGAUACCAUGAAGGUGUCUCCACAGGGCUUCCGACUCACAGGGACUACACGGUGUGAUAUGGAUGAGGUCAAGGGGAAGAAAAGAUUCCCAAGCGACCAUUUUGGUAUACAACUUGAAAUGAAAAUAGAGAUGAAAGAGGAGAAAGUCAUCGACUUGAGUAAUGAUAAUUGA
This is a messenger RNA of Perkinsus marinus ATCC 50983, 1314 nucleotides long. RefSeq lists its product as hypothetical. Gene Ontology annotation, biological process: double-strand break repair. The coding region runs from base 1 to 1314 and encodes 437 amino acids. The transcript is spliced from 8 exons. Gene Ontology annotation, molecular function: single-stranded DNA binding; 5'-tyrosyl-DNA phosphodiesterase activity. The record is from RefSeq and is a predicted model, not a curated record. Gene Ontology annotation, cellular component: cytoplasm; PML body. Lineage: Eukaryota; Perkinsozoa; Perkinsida; Perkinsidae.